AUGGCGGCCGCUGACGGUGGUGAUGGCGACGGGCGGCCGCUCUGAGGCGCUGCCCCGGCCCCGCGCCUGACAACCCCCCGCCCGCACCCGGCCACCCACCCGGGGCAGGGACGCUGCCACACACGGCCAUGGAGCACAUCAUCACGCCAAAGGUAGAGUAUGUGAAAUUGCUUGACCGGUUUACUUCCAAGAAACCAACUUUGGGAACACUUUACUUGACUGCAACACAUCUGAUAUUUGUAGAAUCGUCAUCGGAGAUCCGUAAAGAGACAUGGAUUUUGCACCAUCAUAUUUCAACAUUGGAGAAGCUUCCCCUUACUUCAGCAGGGUGCCCGUUGUUGAUUCAUUGCAAGAACUUCAGAGUUGCACACUUUGUUAUUACUCGAGAGCGUGAUUGUCAUGAUGUUUACAGUUCACUUCUCAGACUCUCACAGCCAGUGGAUUAUGAGGAGCUAUAUGCUUUCUCAUACAACCCUAAGCAGAAGGAAAUGGACAGAGGCAUAGGUUGGAAAAUGAUAAAUAUAAGGGAAGAAUUUCAACGAAUGGGAGUACCUAAUGUGCAUUGGGAACAGACUGAUGUAAAUGAAAAUUAUGAGAUUUGUAACACUUAUUCAUCAAGUCUGUACGUACCAAGAGAAGCCACCAAGCCAACAAUAGUGGGCAGCUCAAAGUUCAGAAGUAAAGGAAGAUUUCCUGUUCUUUCUUACUUUUUCAAGGCUAACAAUGCUGCCAUCUGUAGGUGUAGUCAGCCGUUAUCAGGAUUCAGCACCAGGUGUGUGGAAGAUGAGCAAAUGCUACAAGCAAUCAAUAGUUCCAAUCCAGACAGCUCUGUCGUAUAUGUGGUGGAUACCAGACCAAAGCUGAAUGCCAUGGCAAAUCGAGCUGCUGGGAAAGGAUAUGAAAAUGAAGAUAAUUACUCCAACAUUAGGUUCCAGUUUGUUGGUAUUGAGAACAUACAUGUGAUGAGGAAUAGCUUGCAAAAGCUUUUAGAAGUAUGUGAGCUGAAAACGCCUUCAAUGAGUGACUUUCUCACGGGCUUGGAAAACUCUGGCUGGCUGCGGCAUAUUAAAGCUGUCAUGGAUGCUGGUUUCUUUAUAUCGAAGGCAGUGGCUGAAGAAAAUGCCAGUGUGUUGGUUCAUUGUUCUGAUGGGUGGGAUCGAACGGUUCAAGUUUGCUCGUUGGCUGGCCUUCUCUUAGACUCUUACUAUCGGACUAUAAAGGGAUUUAUGGUUCUUAUAGAAAAAGAAUGGAUCUCUAUGGGACACAAAUUUUCUCAAAGAUGUGGCCAUCGAGAUAGUGACCCUAAGGAGGUUUCACCUGUGUUUACUCAAUUUAUUGAAUGUAUCUGGCAUCUGAUGGAACAGUUUCCGUGCUCUUUUGAGUUUAACGAGACGUAUCUGCUGGAGAUCCAUGACCACAUCUACUCCUGUCAGUUUGGUAACUUCAUUGGAAACUCCCAGAAAGAACGUCAAGAGUUAAAAAUCCAAGAAAGGACUCAUUCCUUGUGGCCAUUCCUGCUGGAGAAGCAGUACCAGUACCGGAACCCCCUGUAUAAGCCCAGCGCAAUUAAUACUGUAUUGAAACCUAAUACUGCCCCUUUUAACUUCAGGUUCUGGUGUGGAAUGUAUAAUCGUUUUGAUAGAGGAAUGCAACCAAAGCAAUCGGUUCUAGAAUCUCUGCAAGCUGCAAUGAAACAGAAAACAGAACUGGAAGAAACUGUGGAAGAUCUGAAUCAGCAGAAACCUCUCCAUCCAGAUGAAUCUCAUUUCACUCUUAACUUGCCAUCAAAGCUUUCCAAUGAGGAACACUCUCCCCAGACUCAGGACAGUACAGAAGAACACAAAAAUCCACUGGCAAAUGGCAUGGAAGAGUCGGUAGAAACUAUUUCUGAUGGGACUGAAGAAAGGGAAAACUUAUUGGAUUCUUCAUUAAUGCACCAGUCAGCUUCAAAUCACAGUGACUCCCUUACCUUAAACAAAUUGAACGCACAAGGAGAUGAAGAACACCUUGAAAUAUGUCCAAAUAAGGAUGAAAAAUAGUUCGUCAUUUUAAAACAAAUCGUAUGUGUUGGUUCCCAAACAUAUUUGUUCUCGAUAUUUUUAUAUCAUCUGCUGAAGUGUCAAAAAGGGAAAAAAUGCCAAGAAAUAGCUGUGUAAUGGAGGGAAGAUAUUUCAGGAUUGGAAAGGGAAUCUCACUGCUUAAAUCGCAUGACUUACUUCAGAGAGACAAUUUUAUAAAAAUCACAUUCUUGGUGUGAAUAUUUAUCCAUUAGGAAGCCCUGAUGGAUAUGUAGGUGAAUGUCCAUAAUGGAUGGAAAAUAGUUGUUAUUCUGGUCCCGAGUAGUGAGGCUCCUGAAUUUCUGAUGUGUUUGUAGAGAUGAGGUUCAGAUGUUAUAAUCUGUCCGGUUAUUGCAAGUUUGUCUUAUUGCAUUUCUCAAUUUUUGAAAGUCCAAUCUUAGCAAGUAGCUUCUUUGCAGUAAAUCAGCAUUUGGUACAAGGCCUUUUUGAAAACCAAACUGACGGCUUUGUAUAUAAUGAGUAUAUUCUAUAUGUUUUCUAUAAUUAAAAAUUAUUACGUGUUAGAUUUAAGUUUAAUCAGAUUAUGAUUGUAUUUCCCUCUUUAAUUAAUUCAUUUUAUUUCCCCUCAGCUGCCUUUCAGUUACAUAUUUUUUGCUAUGGCUUUAUACCUGCCUGAUAUUUUGGCUAAUUGGUUAUUCUUUGCGUGCCAAAUUAUCCCCCAGUUAUAAAAGAAUCUCAACACUUGCAUUCCCCGUCUAUAGUUGGUGCAGAGCAUUUUGAGGUAAGACCUCAAUCAACUGAAUUGCUGUUCUUAAAUGCUAUGCAUUAACUCUGGAUAGGACGGACCUCAGCGAAGGCCAGCUGCUGUCUCACUUAUGAUCAAGUAAGUCACCACAAGAAAGGGAAUACAUCUGUGGUUUUAUGGUUUUCAAUUUUAAUGUGGGAAGACCCUAGUCGGUUGGGUCAGUGGAUGAGGUUGUAACUCAGUUAUUUUUGCCGAAUGCCUUGUAAGUUGGUUGUACUAUCAAUCUGUGAAUUAUGAACAUUAUCAAACGUUUUUGGUGUUCUUUCAAUGUUAUUGUGAGGUUAUCACUUGACAUUCACUGUUCAAAAGUAGCUCUGGUGCUAUCAUUACUGCCAAAUUAAUCUUGAUUUCUUGCUUUAUUGGGCAUUAGAAAUAGCACACGUUUUCAAGCGGUUCAAAACAGUAUGUUUUUCUAAUCAUUAAAGAGUUGUCAUAUG
Molecule: messenger RNA, 3260 nt
Organism: Leucoraja erinaceus (little skate)
Lineage: Eukaryota; Metazoa; Chordata; Chondrichthyes; Rajiformes; Rajidae
Gene: mtmr8
Product: myotubularin related protein 8
Exons: 14
Coding region: 129-2039 (636 amino acids)
Biological process (GO): negative regulation of autophagy
Cellular component (GO): nuclear envelope
Molecular function (GO): phosphatidylinositol-3,5-bisphosphate phosphatase activity
Source: RefSeq, a predicted model, not a curated record